Molecule: messenger RNA, 1728 nt
Organism: Danio rerio (zebrafish)
Lineage: Eukaryota; Metazoa; Chordata; Actinopteri; Cypriniformes; Danionidae
Source: RefSeq, a predicted model, not a curated record
AUGAGUGCAUCCAAAUGUCGGAAGAGUAGUGAAGUGAGAAUUGAACCCUCUCUUAACAAGAGCGAGCAGGAGUUUGUAGCCAGAAGGAGAAUCUCUGUUCUGCAAAGCCUACAGAAGCUUUCCACACCAUGCAAUCAGGAAAAUGUGCCAAACAUUGCAUUACUGGGUUCUGGAGGAGGACAAAGAGCCAUGGUGGGAUUGCUGGGAUGCCUGGAUCAGCUUGAUAAAGCAGGUCUUCUGGACUGUGUGCUUUAUCUGAGCGGAGUCUCUGGAUCCACCUGGUGCAUGGCCGCCUUAUAUCAGGAACCAGACUGGUCCACUAAACUACAGACGGUCAAAGACAGAAUCUUCAGCAGAAUCAGCGGUCCUGCAGUCAGCUUGAAAGACAAAUUUGCAAAACUGAAGAAAUAUUUCAAAGGGAAAGACCACUUCAGCUUGACUGACGUCUGGGCAGUGCUGGCCGUCACAACAUUUGUGAAAGAGAUUGAUGAACACACACUCACAGAUCAGCACGGCCACAACAAUAAAGACCCAUUUCCCAUCUACACAGUGAUUGACAAGACCUGCAAACAGCGCAAUAACGGAGAUCCCUGGUUCGAGAUCACUCCAUAUGAGGCAGGUUAUUCCCUCAGUGGAGCGUUUGUAAAUGCCUCCACCUUUGGCAGUCAGUUUCAUCAAGGCUCUAGGAAAAGUCAGCAGAAUGAAUUUGACAUGCUGUACCUGCAAGCUCUGUGUGGCAGUGCUUUGGCUGAUGAAUUGGAGAUUAUGAAAAUGCUCUGGCAAAAGAUAAAAGAGCUCUUCCAACAAAAAGAUUUAGUACUUGAGGAAUAUAAAAAAGAUCAGCAAGAAAGGUCACAGGAAGCAAAGGGAAAAGAGAAAGAAUCUGCAUUGGGAAUCAACCUUCAGGGGGGAUUUAAAGUCAAGCUGCCAGAAAUCAAUGUGUUUCCUUUCAAAGAUUCAAACUCGGCAUCUGUAGACAAGUGCUAUCAGAUGCUCAUGAAUCUUGUGGAUAUGAAUCUCGCUGUUUUGAACGGCAAAGAUCCUUCAGCUCUCGAUGAAUCCAUCAGAGCAAAGCUGAACGAUCUCUCUGGAGGACAAAGUCAGCGGAUUUUGGACAAGCUGAGACCUGCUGAUAAAACAUUGUGUAUGAAGAAUUACACGAAGGAACUCUGCAACUUUCUGACGGAUCAGUUCAAUUUAUGGCCAUUUGAUGCUUGGAUGUACAUCUGUACAUGUAUGGAUCUGUGGAUCUGGGGCAGGAAUUAUAACUUUCUCCAUGACAUUACAGAUGAAGCGGUGCCUUCCACCUUACCUAAAGGUGAUACGAGAGACUACAUAGAUGCGGGGCUGUUGCUGAACUCACCCUACUUCUCUGUGCUGAGAAAAGAAAGAAACGUUGACCUCAUUAUUUCCCUGGAUUUCAGUGAAGGCGAUCCUUUCCUGACGGUGAAAGAUGCUGCAGAGAUGUGCAGGAAGCAAAACAUCCCUUUCCCACAAGUCAGAAUUCCUGAUCAAGACAUCGAGAAACCCAAGGACUUCUAUGUGUUUAAAGGCCAAAACACUCCAACCGUGAUUCACAUCCCUCUCUUUAAUGUGGUCAACUGUGGAGGCAAGUUAAGAUCGUCUAGCUCAGGGUUUUCUGCACGUUUAUUAUUAUUUAUUUGUUGCCACAUCAUCAACUUAGGGCGAUUUCAUGGCAAGAUGGAUAUACACAAAAAUAUUACAUGA